AUGCCAUCAAUCGCCGGUAGCAGAUCGUCACCUAUGUCAAUCGCAGGCGGCGAAAUUUCAUCGCCUCAGAAACGGAGGUUGAGAUCUAAUUCGGCUUUAUCGGAUGAGCCGUUUUCUAGUACUCCAUCCAAGCCAUGCUCUCCUUUGAAGAGUAAAUCUCCUCGCCGAUGCGUCGAAGAUAGUCCCCAUAGAAGUCGAGCAAAUGUGAUUGCCAAUGAUAAUUUAACGAAAAUGAGGAAAUCCCCAAAGAAAAAAUUGUUGGAUGCUUUCCUCGAUAAACCGAUCUGGAAUCCAACAGAUUCGGAGCAAUUAAGUGCCGUGAAGGAGGCGCUGCAUGUAUCCACAGCGCCGUCUAUGAUCAUGUGCCGUGAGGAUGAACAGAAAAGGAUAGAGGAGUUUUGCAAGCAAUGCCUUGAACAAGAGAAGGCUGGGAGCUUGUACAUUUGUGGUUGCCCAGGGAGUGGAAAAUCACUUUUAAUGGAGAAUGUGAAGGGAUCUCUGGCUGUUUGGGCUAAAGAGACAGGGGGUCACUUGCCAGAAAUUUUGGCCAUAAACUGUACUUCCCUCUCGAGCACCUCAGAAAUUUUUAACAAGAUACUUGGAAAGAUUCAACCACACAAGAAACCUAAUGGUCGUUCUACAUCCUUACGACAGCUUCAGCAAUUGGGUUCUCAAAAGCAGCAGACACCUGGCAUGAAAAUGAUGUUGGUUAUUGCGGAUGAACUGGAUUAUUUGACUACUAAGGACCGGGUGGUGCUUCAUGAUCUAUUUAUGCUAACAACAUUGCCCUUCUCAAAAGUUAUAUUGAUAGGUAUAGCUAAUGCAAUUGACUUAGCAGACCGCUUUCUUCCAAAACUACAGUCUCUAAAUUGUAAGCCUAUGGUUGUAUCUUUCCGAGCCUACUCCAUGGAUCAUAUCAUCAUCAUUCUCAAACAACGAUUGAUGGCACUUUCUUACACUGUCUUCCAGCCACAAGCACUGGAACUCUGUGCACGAAAAGUAGCUGCAGCAUCUGGAGAUAUGAGGAAAGCUCUUGGUAUUUGCAGGGGUGCAAUUGAGAUGCUAGAAACUGAGCUUAGAGAAUCUGCAUGCACUUCAAAUCUUUCAUCAAUGGUGAGGGUUGAUCAUAUGGCUAUUGCUUUGUCAAGGGCUUACAAAUCACCAAUAGUUGACACUAUACAGUCCCUUCCCCAGCAUCAACAGAUUGUAUUAUGUUCUGCUGUGAAGCUUUUUUGGAGGGGAAAGAAGGACACAACAAUCAAAGAGUUAAACAAAUCUUAUAUUGAUGUCUGCAAGUCAACAUUGAUACCACCUGUUGGAAUAAUGGAACUUUCAUGCAUGUGUAGAGUGCUAGAUGAUCAGGGAAUCCUCAAACUCGGUCAAUCUCGAGAUGAUAAAUUAAGGAGACUGACUUUGCAGGUAGAUGAAGCAGACAUCAUUUUUGCAUUGCAGGGCAUCCGUUUCUUUCGCAACUGUCUUCAGUAAAUUUCGACCAUCUGUAGUCAUCAAAUUCUUUCAUCUGGUGAUGAAUACCGUUUCAUUCAAUGAACCCUUUUGAAGUUCAGUCAU
Molecule: messenger RNA, 1569 nt
Organism: Cynara cardunculus var. scolymus (artichoke)
Lineage: Eukaryota; Viridiplantae; Streptophyta; Magnoliopsida; Asterales; Asteraceae
Product: cell division control protein 6 homolog B-like
Exons: 16
Coding region: 1-1485 (494 amino acids)
Biological process (GO): DNA replication initiation; cell division; mitotic DNA replication checkpoint signaling
Cellular component (GO): nucleus
Molecular function (GO): ATP hydrolysis activity; DNA replication origin binding
Source: RefSeq, a predicted model, not a curated record